This is a messenger RNA of Centruroides sculpturatus (bark scorpion), 2025 nucleotides long. RefSeq lists its product as uncharacterized. Gene Ontology annotation, molecular function: ribonucleoside-diphosphate reductase activity, thioredoxin disulfide as acceptor. Gene Ontology annotation, cellular component: cytosol. The transcript has a single exon. The record is from RefSeq and is a predicted model, not a curated record. Lineage: Eukaryota; Metazoa; Arthropoda; Arachnida; Scorpiones; Buthidae. Gene Ontology annotation, biological process: deoxyribonucleotide biosynthetic process. Bases 30 to 1334 code for a protein of 434 amino acids.
UUAACGAUAUUUUCGGUAAUUAAGAAACGAUGAAUGUCCAUUCGUGUGGCUGCACCAAAUCCGAAUUAGAUUUGUUUAAGAAUGUGGGAAUCCAACUGGCUAUCGACAAUACGUAUGAAGUCACUGCGCAUCCCGUCGCUGCAAUUAAUGACAGUAGAUCACCUAUAGAAUUUCUUAUAUCAGGAUCGGGUGAGCAUUAUAUGGAUCUACAUUCGAUUUAUCUAUGUGUUCAAGCGAAAAUCGUAAAGAAAGAUGGAUCAAACCUUGGGUCGGAAGAGAAAGUUACUCCUGUUAAUUAUUUUUUAAAUAGUUUGUUUUCUCAGUGUACUGUGUAUUUAAAUGACAAAUUAGUAAUUACGCAGGUUAAUUACCCGUAUCGAGCUAUAUUAGAUGCCUUGCUAUUUAAUUCGAAAGAAGUGCAAGAAACUUUUUUAACGAGCGCGUUAUUUUUUAAAGAUACUGCCGGACAAAUGGAUUCAAUAAAUCCGUUAGAUGAAAAUAAUACUAACUACGGAUUAGUUAAAAGAUUUAACAUCAGCAAAGGAAGUAGAAUAAUAGAUUUAAUGGGACGUCUUCAUAUCGAUUUAGCGAACCAGCCUAAGCUUCUAACGAACAAUGUAGACCUAAGAAUUAAAUUGGAGAGAUCUAAAGAAAAUUUUGCGCUAAUGGCGGAUAACGACAACUAUAAAAUUAUUAUUAAAAACGCCUCGCUAAAAAUUAAUAAAGUAGACGUUAGUUCGUCAAUACAGAUAGGAAUUGAAAAAGCGCUCCAAACCGGUAUAAUUAAAUUACCGUUCCGUAGGACAGAUGUUAAAGUCUUUACAUUAACUAGCGGGAUUCAGUCUACAAGUAUAUCAAACGUUGUUAUCGGUCAACUACCUUAUAGAAUAACUCUCGGAUUAGUUUCUAAUUCUGCAUUUAAUGGAAAUGUGAAGCGUAAUCCUUUUAAUUUUAAAAAUUAUGAUUUAAAUUAUAUAUGUUUAUCAAAAGACAAUCAAAUGAUUCCUUCUAAACCCUAUACUCCGGAUUAUACCAAUAAAAUUUAUGCAAGAAAUUUUAUCUCGUUAUUUGAAGAUACCGGAUGUAUUCAUCAUCAUAAAUCUAUAAAUAUAUCGUACGACGAGUACCGAGACGGUUAUACUUUAUAUUGUUUCGAUCUUACCCCUGAUAAAUCAGGCUCCGAGAAUCACGUUAGUGUUAACGAGCUGGGAAACAUUUCUGUGGAAUUAAAGUUUUCGAAGGCGAUACCAGAAACCAUAAACGUUGUUUGCUUGCUAGAAUAUAAUAAUACCUUAGAAAUCGAUCAUUCACGAACUGUAUUCGUCGAUUAUUAAUGAAUACCGUUACGUUGUGGAGAUUAGCAGCGAGCGAUCCGAAAAUAAAAAGAAAUUUUGGAGGUGUUUUUGCAUCUGACAAUCUACCGUUUCGAGUUGGUAAUAAACAAUCUUUUAUAAUUAAUUUAGAUGAAAAAAAUAAGCCCGGAAGUCAUUGGGUAUCGGUAUUUUUUACGAAAGAUAAAAAUUCUUGCAUUUAUUACGAUAGUUAUGGAUUAAAACCGAGGAAAGCGAGUAUCAUCAGAUUUAUAAAACGAAAUUCAAAAAAAUAUUGUUGGAAUAAUAUUAUUCAUCAAAGUUUGUUUUCCUUAAACUGUGGUUAUUUCUGCUUAUAUUUUUUAUAUAAAAUUAAUAGAAAUCUAUGUUUAUCAGAACUGCAUGUAACAGAUAAAUUUUAUAACGAUGAAUUUGUUAAAAAUUUUGUUAAAAAUAAUUUUCAUUUAUCAAAACCGAUUGUAAUAACCAAUAACCAGUGUUGUAAUUCAAUAAAAUAAAAUCUAUUUAAAAUAUGAAAAUUGUGUUUUUUAUUCACAAAACUUACUAUUCAUUUUUCUGCUAUCCGAACCUCUGGCAGUAUUUAUACUGAUACAGGAUUUUCCUUAAUAAACAAGUUAUGCAUUCACCCUGACCCACAAAAAUAGGUAACCGGAUUUUUCCAAUUCGACUUGACAGGACAUGUUACAGAUUUUCC